AUGGGCCUGUCUGAUGCUGUGCAGGAAGGUCAGUCCCGACAAGGAAAUGGUCACAGCACUAGGGAGGCACCGCCGGAUCGACUCAAGUUGCUCAAAGGAGCAGCUGGAAUCUACUUUUUCUUCAUUUGGUAUGGAAGGCUUCAAGAAAGGAUCUUUAAGUUCAAGUCUUCAACCGGACAGAGGUUCACUGCAGUGUGGUUUCUGCAGUUGGUGGAUACUUUGAUGAACGUGGCAGUAGGCUACGCCGGGCGGUGCAUCCAGGGAAGCACGGUUGGCUUACCUCAGGCGCUUCUGGUCGCUUCAGGCGUCGGGCAAGUACUUUCGAAGUACUGCACAAGUGCUGCUCUUGCCGCCGGCCUGUCCUUUCCUGUGGCCACGCUGGCCAAGUCUGCAAAAAUGCUUCCGGUUAUGAUCGGAUUCCUUCUUUUGGGACAAGCCAAGUUUACGCUUCGCCAGUAUCUGCAAGCUCUAGCCAUCGUUGCCGGGACAAGUAUCGUUUCGCUGUCGGAAGGACGGAACAAGAAAGUCGGCGGCAGCACCACGAUCGGACUGGUCUUCAUCAUGAGCGGUUUGUGUUUCGAUGGAGUGGUUAGCGGCGUCCAGCAAAGACUAAAGGUUCAAUGCCGGAAGGAAUACAAGGAGGUCCGUCCGUAUGACCUCAUGUUCUGGACAAACCUUUACAUGGCAGUCACAUCUAGCCUCUUCGCAGUUCGGUCAGAGCUUCGCGAGGGUCUGACAUUCUGCUUCGCGAACCCGAAUUUCGCUCGGCAAGUUGUUCAAUUCUCCAUAUGCGGGGCCUUGGGCCAGGCCAGCGUCUUCUACACAAUCGCAAACUUCGACAGUGUGGUUUGCGCAGCGGUGACUACAACCCGCAAGUUGCUGUCGGUGCUGAUUUCUGUGUUGGAAGGUGGCGGCUUGCCCGUGAUGGGUUGGCUUGGCAUCGGCGUGUCCUCGCUUGGCAUUGCAGGCCCCAAGUAG
Messenger RNA from Symbiodinium sp. CCMP2456, 978 nucleotides. The record is from the annotation of a GenBank genome assembly. NCBI's taxonomy places the organism in Eukaryota, Dinophyceae, Suessiales, Symbiodiniaceae.